GUUACAGAUUACAGCUCAGUUAAUAUCAAAGUAUCCCAUGAGUCUUCCUGACAGUGAGCUACCUCCCUUACUCAAUGUACUUCACCAGCUACUGCCUCAGCAGCGCCGAGGAGAAAGAAUGCCUUAUGUGCUGAAGUGUCUUACAGAGGUAGCUUUGUGCCAAAACCAGAAAACUGAUUUGAAGAGCACCCACAAGUUGGAGCUCCAGAGAACCUGGGCAAAGAUUUGGUCUCUUACCAUUCGUAGCGUAAGUUUCCAGCAAAUUGAAGUGGAAAGCUUUGGGCUACUUGGAGCUAUGAUUCAAGGAAGCCUUGUUGUAACAGAUAAAGAACUCUGGAAGAUAUUUUCAGGAUCUGCAUGCAAACCUUCAAGUUCUGCUGUAUGCUGUUUAUCAUUAGUGAUGUCUGCCUAUUCAGUGCCAGAAAAUUUGGAUGUAGGAAUGGAGCAUAAUAGUUGUGAAAGAAAUCUGGGUUCUCUGUUAAAGGAGGCAGUGAUGAAAUGGGUACUGUCCUACUACAUGGAGGAAGAAAUGGAAGAAUGUGCAGAGUUGCCUCCUGUGCUCUGCAGUGACUUUCCCCAUCUUGUAUUACAAGAAAUUCUCGUGAGCCUUACAAUGAAGAACUGUAGAGCUGCCAUGAUUUUUUUCCAAAAUGAUGCUAAAUGUGUGCAACACUUGCAAAGGAAAGAAGAAAACAGUUUUUCUGAUGUUGAAGAGCUGUAUCUGCAGACAACUUUUGAUGAAAUGGAUAUUUUCACUAACUUUGCAGUAAAUGUUGCAGAUAACAAAGUGACUGGUUCAAGACUUGCCAUCAACCAAAAUCUUAGGGAAACACUAGAGUAUUGUCUUUUAGCAAUGUCAGAAAAGCUUUUAAGCAGCUAUGCUCCCAAGGUGGUUGCUGCAGAACACCUUGUCCGAUGCGUCAGUCUCUUGAUUGGUGUUCUUGGUUGCUACUGCUACACUGGUAUAUUUAAAGAAGAGGAUGCCUGUAAAUCAAAGUUGUUCCAGAAUGCUACGUCUCUCAUUCAUUAUGUUGGAGAAAGUAUUUCUCAGUCUAAAAACAAACUCAAUGAAGAUGCCCAGGUCAACUCACUGAGGACUUUGAUAAUGCAGUGUACAAAAUGUUUAUGCAGUUGUACCAAGAACAGUGCUAAUAAGAUGCUGUCUAAAAUAUUCCUGCGUUUGUUAACAUCAAAAUUUAUGAAUGAUCUCGUAGAUAUUUGCAAAAAUCUUAUGACAUUUACUGGAAAACCCAGUGAACUGGAUCUAACAGGGAAUGAUCCUGAGGAGAGUGUAAUGGAAGUAGAUAACCAAUCAUCUGAUGAUCUAUUUGAUGAUCAUUCAGUGACUGACGUCAGUGAUACGAAUGAAUCUGGUGAGAUGCAAAAUGUAACAGGUGCUUUGAGCCCAUUAGCUGAAGAACAGUUGACAAAGCAGGAUUUACUUCUCCUUGAAAUUCUGAGGUUCUUAUGCAUUUGUGUAGCUACAGUCCAAGUUCAGACAGUGAGCUUCCGAGCUUCUGAUAUACGGAGGAAGCUGUUAAUGCUUACUGAUGGCAGUGUCUUUGACAGUGCUAAGCCAUUGCACCUGCACAUGUACUUGGUGCUUUUGAAGGAGCUCCCUCUUGAAGACGACCUCUUGCCUGAAGAUGAUGUUCUUAUGCUCCUUAGGCCACUUUCUGCUGUGUGUUCUUUGUACCGUCGAGAUCAAGAAGUUUGUAAAGUAAUUCUAAAUAAUUUGCUUCCUAUAGCAGUAGGGUUGGCCCAGUCUAACACACAUGCUGAAGAGACACAGGAUGCUCAAGGACAGUUUUUGACAGUUGUUGGAGCCUUUUGGCAUUUAGCUCAAGGAGGGAAGUGCACAGCACCAGUUAGAGUGGCUCUUUUGAACUGCAUGAAAGCCCUGCUUGAGGCUGAUCCUCAUUGCAAGUGGGCGAUCCUUAAUGUGAUAAAUAAAGAUCUCCCUGUGAGUGAUGCUUUCCCACAUUUUCUCGCAGAUAGUCACCAUCAAGUUCGCAUUCUUGCUGCAAAGUCGAUUACCAGUUUAUUUCAAGAUGUGAAACAGAGGGAUUCUUCUGGAAUGUCAAAACCUCUUCCCUUGAAGCUCCAGCAAAAGGCUUUUGAGAAUGCGUAUCUCAGAGUUCAGGAAGGAAUGAGAAAUCUGGUACCAACCUCUAAUCUUUUGGACAAACAGUGUAAUGGAAAAGCAGUUUUGCUGAUGCUUAUAACCAUGGUUCUGUGCUGCAGUCCGGUCUGUGAAAAGCAAGCUUUGUUUGCUGUUUGCCAGUCCGUAAAAGAGAAUGGAUUAGAACCUCACCUUGUCAAAAAGGUUUUGAAAAAAGUAUCUGACAUUUUCGGCUAUAAAAGCAUAGAAGACUUCAUGACAUCACAUUUAGACUAUUUGGUGAUGGAGUGGCUGAAAAUAAAUGACAGCGGGUAUAGCCUGUCUGCUUUUCCUUAUGUUCUCCUGAACUAUGCUAGCCUUGAGGAAUUCUACAGGUCCUGUUACAAAGUUCUGGUUCCACACCUGGUGAUUAGAAGUCAAUUUGAAGAUGUGAAAUCACUUGCCAACAAGAUUGAAAAAGACUGGCGGCAGGUUCUAGCAGACUGUUUUCCAAAGAUACUUGUGAAUAUCCUCCCAUAUUUUGCCUAUCAAAGCCAUGGAAAAGAAGUAGCAGAGCAAAGAGAUACAGCGUCUAAAGUCUAUGACAUGCUAAAGGAUGAAAACUGCUUAGGAAAACAGCAAAUUGACACUUUAUCUCAUAAUAACUUACCGGAGAUUGUGGUCGAACUGCUGAUGACCUUACAUGAACCACCUGAUGCUGCGGUAGAAGAAGGAGCUCAUUUAAGUAAAUAUAUAAGGGAACUGGAUCCUGCUCCUAAUCCUCCUCAUUUUCCAUCUUACGUGAUUAAGGCAACCUUGGACUAUAUUAGCAACUGUCAUAAAAGCAAGUUAAAAAGUCUUGUAGCAGUUCUUUCUAAAAACCCUGAUUCAUUCCAGAAAAUCCUUCUAUCCCUUUGUAAACAUGCAUCAGAUACAAACAACAUUUACAAGAAACACAGAGUUCUUACCAUUUAUCACUUGUUUGUUAGUCUGUUACUUAAAGAGAUAAAAGAUGGGUUAGGAGGAGCAUGGGCUUUUGUCCUCCGAGAUGUAAUUUACACGUUGAUUCACCACAUCAAUAGCAGACCUGUUGUUAUCAGAGACAUAACCAUGCGAAGCUUUUCGCUCUGUUGUGAUCUUCUUCAUCAUGUGUGCCACACAGCGGUUACGUGUUGCAAUGAUGCUCUAGAGAGCCACCUUCAUGUUAUUGUAGGAACCCUAAUACCUCUUGCCGUGGAGCAGCCAGAGAUUCAGGAGCAG
Molecule: messenger RNA, 3361 nt
Organism: Eurypyga helias (sunbittern)
Lineage: Eukaryota; Metazoa; Chordata; Aves; Eurypygiformes; Eurypygidae
Product: serine-protein kinase ATM-like
Exons: 21
Biological process (GO): DNA damage response
Molecular function (GO): protein serine/threonine kinase activity
Source: RefSeq, a predicted model, not a curated record